GACAGCAUUACUAAUCUUUUCUGCACAAAGUACAUUUUAUAUUUUAUUUGAUUAUAAUUUCCAUUAUUAACAUGAAAAUUAUUUCUUGUUAAUAUCAAAAAUACUAUCAAUCUGCCUUAAAUUGCAGUAAAACAAACAAAAUAUUACAAUCAAAAUACAAAAGAAAAAAAAAACAUGUUUCUUCGAUAAAAUUUUAUCACAAAAAAAAAUAUAUCAAAUAACUCGCGCGUGCUAUUUCUCCCAUUUAUAAAAGAAGUCAAAAAAAAAAAAAAUUGUGCUCCUUCAUUCAUCCAGAAAAAAACGGCGGCGACACCAUCACCGAACAACUCCACUCAACAUCCAUUCAUUAGAAUUUUUUUUAUAAUAAAAAAAAUAUCCAGCAGCAAGCAAACAACGACGAGACGGAAAAAAAGGCCAACAAAAUAAAACAAUAAAACACCAAAAAAAAUUACAGUUGUUUGUUUAAAUUUGAGUGUGAAUAGCAACAGUAACCAUCAUCAUCAGUAGCAAAAAUGGGUACAACAUUGUCAGAACCUAUAACAGCUAAGGAAUCAUCGUAUUGCCAAAAUGAGCAAUAUCGUGUUGGAUCGAGUUGCAUGCAAGGCUGGCGCAUAAGUAUGGAAGAUUCGCAUACGCACAUCCUCUCACUUCCCGAUGAUCCUGGUACUUCAUUUUUUGCCGUUUAUGAUGGGCAUGGUGGCGCUACGGUUGCGCAAUAUGCGGGGAAGCAUUUACACAAAUUUAUAAUAAAAAGACCGGAGUAUGAGGAGGAUAUACAAUCGGCCUUGAAACAGGCCUUCCUUGAUAUUGACUCAGAAAUGUUAUACAACGAAUCUUGUGGCGAACAAAUGGCUGGUUCCACUGCUGUGGUUGUGCUAAUCAAAAACAAUCGACUGUACUGUGCCAAUGCAGGAGAUUCUCGAGCUGUAGCCUGUGUGAAUGGUGAUGUUGAAGUUCUAUCGCUGGAUCACAAGCCAAAUAAUGAUGCUGAAACAAAACGUAUUUAUGAAGGUGGUGGCUGGGUGGAGUUCAAUCGUGUCAAUGGCAAUUUGGCCUUAUCGCGUGCAUUGGGUGAUUUUGUUUUCAAAAAGAAUGAAUCCAAGAAACCCGAAGAACAAAUUGUUACAGCUUAUCCCGAUGUUGAAACCCGUGAAAUAACCGAAGACUAUGAAUUCCUAGUGCUUGCCUGUGACGGAAUCUGGGACGUUAUGACCAACCAAGAAGUUAUUGAUUUCUGCCGCGAGCGCAUUGCCAGCGGCAAGUACCCCGAAGAAAUUUGCGAGGAACUUAUGACCCAUUGCUUGGCCCCCGACUGCCAAAUGGGUGGACUUGGUGGCGAUAAUAUGACCGUCGUUCUAGUAUGUUUCCUACACAACAAAUCCUACGAGGAUUUAAUAGAACGUUGUGCGUCCAGCACAUCAACUGCAAACAAUACCAACACUGCUACCAAUAAAUGGGAGUUGAAGAAAAUUCCUGUCUAGUAAUAAUGAUUUAAAAAAAAAAAAUAUCCAAACAUUCUCCAUACUCUAUUUUAUAUGCAUAUAUAUUAUAUAUUUUACGUUACUUAAUGAUUGUGUUCGUUUUAGCUUUUCUUUUCUUAAAAAAAAUGAUUAUUUUUGAAAAUAUCCUAAACGAAACGAGAUAUUUCUACCGUGAGUAAUUUUUUAAAAACAUUUUGUUUUGAUUUGAUUUUAUGGACAGACAGAAUUCAAUAGUAAAAUUCAUUGUCUGCUUUAAAAACUAAACACACUUACAAACAAAAACACACACCAAUGCAUAUGUUUUCUUUUCUAAAUUAGAAAUUUUGUACAUAAAAAAAAUUAAACAAAAAAAAAAUCAAAAAUCAUAAUUAGUAAUACAAUUAAAAAAAAAAAAAAGAUUGCCGCAUGUGUUUGGCUAUAAGAUCUAUCAAUUAAAAAAAACGCUGAAAAAGCUAUGAAAUGUUUAUUAAGACA
This is a messenger RNA of Episyrphus balteatus (marmalade hoverfly), 1955 nucleotides long. RefSeq names its product probable protein phosphatase 2C T23F11.1. The record is from RefSeq and is a predicted model, not a curated record. Gene Ontology annotation, molecular function: protein serine/threonine phosphatase activity; cation binding. Lineage: Eukaryota; Metazoa; Arthropoda; Insecta; Diptera; Syrphidae. Bases 513 to 1481 code for a protein of 322 amino acids. Gene Ontology annotation, biological process: protein dephosphorylation. The transcript is spliced from 4 exons.